This is a messenger RNA of Cotesia congregata, 1373 nucleotides long. NCBI's taxonomy places the organism in Eukaryota, Metazoa, Arthropoda, Insecta, Hymenoptera, Braconidae. The record is from the annotation of a GenBank genome assembly.
AUGCCUCCGAUUAAAAAAAUUGUUGAAAUUAAUUUGAUAAUUUGUAAAAGUAACACAGGAUGGGUAGACCUAGACAUGGAUUUCGGACCCUCGGAGCCGGUGAAAAAAAAAGAGCCGAAGAAACCGAGCCAGCCUGAGUCCAGCCAGAUGGACCUGGACUACAUCGACAGCUUGAUAGUAUCAAAGCGCAGUAACCAGACAAGUAGUCUGGCCACACUUCUAGAAGCCUGCGACCCCAAAAAGUCAGCUGAUCUGUCUGUUAGUCGCCAGAAACAGAAAGAACUGACAGAAUGGCUGGUAGAGAAAGCUCUCCCAGGAAUUCCAAGGAUCCUCGUGCUGUCUGGAGCUUCUGGCUCUGGAAAAACAGCGGCGCUGAAGAUCCUGGCUAAGGAGAAUAAAUUUGAUAUAGUAGAGUGGAUCACUCCAACUGAUUCUGCUGUUAAUUACUAUGAUAAUAACAUGACAAUUAAGCAGGCUGAUAAAUUCCUGGAUUUUUUCAUCCGCGCUACUAGGUAUAAUUCUGUGAUGGGCAAUCAGUCCAGCAGGAAGCUUCUGCUGGUCAAGGAUAUUCCUAAUAUUUACUUCCAUGACAAAGACAGUUUUUAUGAUUUAUUAACGCAGUAUUUUGAACUAGGCACUCACCCCUUGGUCUUCAUUUGUCCAGACUCAGAAGCCAGCCGAGUUCAACAAAUUCUCUUCCCUGCAGAAAUAAUCGACAAGUACGGCAUAGAUAAAAUAAACGUGAACGCGACGACUGCAACCGCGAUGAAGAACAUGCUGAAGCGAGUCACCCCGAUCUUGAACUCAAAAGCGGGACAUAUGCUUCAAGUGACCCAGGACAACAUCGACGAGGUCUUAUCCAACAGCAUCGGUGACGUCCGAAGCACUCUUUUGAAUGUAAUCUUCACCUCGCUGAAGAUACCAGGUCAGACUAAGAACCAGGACUGCGAGGUCCGAGAAGAGAGCCUGGGGUUGCUGCAUGGAGUCGGUAGAGUCAUCAAUCCUAAACGCGAGCCUGCUGAUAAACCUGGAGGCUGGAAAUUUGUUCACAAUCCUGAUGAGAUCGCUUCAUAUUUUUUAUCUCACUCAAAUAUUUUUCUGCAUUUUUUGCACGAAAAUUAUUUAGGUACAAUGGAUAAAAUUGAGUUUGUUGAUGUUGCUUCGGAUAUUCUGAGCUUGUCUGAUACUUUGUCAAUUGAAUAUCGGGACCCUAAUCUCGUUAAAUUAAAUUUGUCUCUGUGUAUACGGGGCUUGAUGGUGAGUAAUCAAACUCCUGUCACAAAAUGGAACCCUGUACGCAAGCCUAGAUCUGCCGAGACUAAACAGUAAGUUGAUUUUUUUUUGUUUUUUAGGUAAUUUUUAACGUUAAUUAU